Messenger RNA from Entelurus aequoreus (snake pipefish), 1419 nucleotides. RefSeq lists its product as uncharacterized. The transcript is spliced from 2 exons. The record is from RefSeq and is a predicted model, not a curated record. Lineage: Eukaryota; Metazoa; Chordata; Actinopteri; Syngnathiformes; Syngnathidae. Bases 227 to 1357 code for a protein of 376 amino acids. Gene Ontology annotation, molecular function: methyltransferase activity; 2-oxoglutarate-dependent dioxygenase activity.
GAAGCUGAAUACGCGGAAGGCCCCCGGGCCGGAUGGUGUCUCCCCCUCCACUCUCAGACACUGUGCGGACUAGCUGGCUCCUGUCUUCACUGACAUUUUUAACACCUCUCUGGAGCUAUGCCGCGUGCCGUCCUGCUUUAAGACCUCUACCAUUGUCCCUGUCCCCAAGAAAGCACGGAUCACAGGACUAAAUGACUACAGGCCGGUCGCGCUGACGUCUGUGGUCAUGAAGUCCUUUGAGCGCUUGGUCCUGCCCCACCUCAAGGACAUCACCGCCCCCCUCCUGGACCCACUGCAGUUCGCCUACAGAGCCAACAGGUCUGUGGAUGAUGCAGUGAACCUGGCCCUCCACUUCAUCCUGGAGCAUCUGGACUCCCCAGGAACCUACGCUAGGAUCCUGUUUGUGGACUUCAGCUCUGCCUUCAACACCAUCCUCCCUGGACUGCUACGAGACAAGCUCUACCAGCUCAGCGUGCCCGACUCCCUCUGCAGUUGGAUUAAUGACUUCCUGACAGACCGAAGACAGCACGUACGGCUGGGGAAGAUUGUCUCGGACAGUCGAACCACAAACACUGGUACUACUCAGGGCUGUGUACUCUCCCCCUGGCUCUUCUCCCUGUAUACAAACUGCUGCACCUCCAGUCACCAAUCCGUAAAACUGCUCAAGUUUGCGGAUGACACCACCCUCAUCGGGCUCAUCUCGAAUGGCGAUGAGUCCGCCUACAGGAGAGAGGUGGACCGGCUGACGUCCUGGUGCAGCCUCAACAACCUGGAGCUGAACGCCCAGAAAACAGUGGAGAUGAUCAUGGACUUCAGGAAAGUCACAGCCCCACCAUCCCCCCUCACCCUGAUUGACUCUCCCACCCCAGUCCCCAUUGUGGACUCCUUCCGUUUCUUGGGCACCACCAUCACCCAGGACCUCAAGUGGGAGCUGACCAUCAGCUCCCUCAUCAAGAAGGCCCAGCAGAGGAUGUACUUCCUGCGGCAGCUGAGAAAACUUAAGGUGCCGACCGAGAUGCUGGUGCAGUUUUACUCAGCCAUCAUAGAGUCCAUCCUGACCUCCUCCAUCACAGUGUGGUUCCCCGGCGCCACAGUCCAGGAUAAGAAUAGACUGCAGCGCAUCGUACGUGCUGCUGAGAAGGUGAUUGGCUGCAAGCUCCCAUCCCUCCAGGACUUGUUCUCCUCCAGGACCAGGAGGCGUGUGGGUCGGAUCACAGCUGACUCUUCUCACCCUGGACACACACUAUUCUCCCCUCUCCCCUCAGGCAGGAGACUACGCUCCAUCCAGACCCACACCUCCCGCCACCUGAACAGUUUUUUCCCCUCGGCCAUCAGGCAAAUGAACAAUAACUCCUAACAGCAGCUCCUUGAAUUCCUUGAAUCCCUUCUAAGUCUAUCUGAUAGCUCAGUCACAGCUCU